This is a messenger RNA of Hibiscus syriacus, 943 nucleotides long. RefSeq names its product agamous-like MADS-box protein AGL104. Gene Ontology annotation, molecular function: protein dimerization activity; RNA polymerase II cis-regulatory region sequence-specific DNA binding; DNA-binding transcription factor activity, RNA polymerase II-specific. The transcript has 11 exons. Gene Ontology annotation, biological process: regulation of transcription by RNA polymerase II. Bases 2 to 943 code for a protein of 313 amino acids. NCBI's taxonomy places the organism in Eukaryota, Viridiplantae, Streptophyta, Magnoliopsida, Malvales, Malvaceae. The record is from RefSeq and is a predicted model, not a curated record.
AAUGGGUAGGGUUAAAGUGCAGAUGAAAAAAAUAGAGAACAAAACUUAUAGGCAUAUAACUUUCGCCAAAAGAAAAAGUGGGCUUGUCAAGAAAGCUUAUGAGCUUUCCACUCUUUGUGAUGUGGAGGUUGCCCUUCUUAUCUUUUCUCCAGCUGGAAAACUCUUCCUUUUCGAUGCCAAGAAAAGAUUCGAAGAAAUUUUUGCUCGUUACAUUGAACUUCCUGCUCGUCGACGUGGAUGGGUGGAAAAUCAAGAGUUGAUCCGACGCAUUAUCACUCAGAUGAGCCUUGAAGCAGGUUAUUACGAUCGCUCCACCAUCUACAGGAGCGACAGAGGCUUCGACACCCAAUUGAAGGAAAUCCAGGAAGACAUACUGAUAUGCGGUGCUCAGGUGGAAGAUGUGGAGAGACAGCUACAGUCUUUUCUGAGAAAUCCCAGCUGUAUUACAUCAAUGAAUGAGGCUUCAUACUAUGAAAUGAUGCUGGAAGAGACCUUGAAGCUUGUCCAUUUUCGCAAGACGUUUCUAGAAGCAAAUCGGAUUGUUCAACCAACCUCACAGGAUUUUGGACUUACCUUUCUGCCCCGCCAGAAUGCAUUUCAUGCACAAAAUGUAAGUGCGGGGGCUAUGAUACCGAGAAGUUUGAACUACAAUUUGAUGAACUGGACAUCACACGCCAAUCUUCAAGCUCCAGUAAAUUUUACUGAUGAAUCAAAUGGACUUCAGCAACCUCCAAGAAAUUUACCAUCUCCGAUGAGAUAUCUUCUUCUUCAAGAGCAUAUUGAUGAAAAUAUGUACCGUCCAUCGACGUCGGGGAUUGUCAAUGCAAAUUUCCCUCCCAGGAAUAUGAACAUCAUACAGCAGGGAAGUGGAAGAGGUAGCGAAGCUGGGAACUUGAGCGGCAAUGAUUCAAACCUCGACUCCGGCGUCUGGUUCCUCCGCUGA